Fusarium keratoplasticum is the source of this 1473-nucleotide messenger RNA. Its product is annotated as Dolichyl-diphosphooligosaccharide--protein glycosyltransferase subunit WBP1. NCBI's taxonomy places the organism in Eukaryota, Fungi, Ascomycota, Sordariomycetes, Hypocreales, Nectriaceae. The record is from RefSeq and is a predicted model, not a curated record. Gene Ontology annotation, cellular component: endoplasmic reticulum membrane; oligosaccharyltransferase complex. The transcript has 4 exons. The coding region runs from base 97 to 1473 and encodes 458 amino acids.
GCAAGCUGUCCACGUCCGCUCUCAACCUUGUCGCGUCUUUUGCACCAAGAGAGACGAGGACGAAAUAAUCAAACAAACCCUCAUCACAGACUCAAGAUGCGGUCGCUUUUGAGCCUCGUGCUCCUUUUGUUCGCGGCCCUGGUUUCGGCCGCGGGCACGGCUGGCAAUCGACUGCUGGUCGUGUUGGAUGCCGUCGAGGAGAAGGAGGCGUAUUCCACCUUUUUUGCCGACCUCAACGAGCGAGGAUAUCAGAUUACAUACGAGUCUCCCAAGAACAGUGCUCUGAGCUUGUUCCGUCUCGGCGAGAGGAACUAUGAUCACCUCCUCUUCCUCCCCACCAAGGUCAAGGGUCUCGGCCCCAACUUGACCCCCAAUAUCAUCCUCGACUUCAUCAACGCCGGCGGAAACAUCCUCCUGACCAUGUCCUCGACCCACGCUGUUCCUACAUCUCUCGUCUCCGUCCUCGCCGAGCUCGACAUUGCGCUGCCCGUCGAGCGCACCGGCAAGAUUGUCGACCACUUCAACUUUGAUACCAUCUCGGCCGCCGAGUCCCACGAUGUCCUCGUCCUGGACGCUCCCCGAAAUGUCCGACCUGGUCUGAAGGACUACUUUGAGAUUCCCGGCGCCCUGCUUGCUGUGUCCAAUGCCGUUGGCCACACUCUGGGCUCCGGACCUCUCCUUACACCCAUCCUCCGCGCUCCUCCCACCGCGUACAGCUACAACCCCAAGGAGCAGGCCGAGACUGUUGACCCUGAUGAGCUGUUUGCUGCUGGAAAGCAGCUUGCGCUGGUCUCGACCAUGCAGGCUCGCAACUCAGCGCGCUUCACCAUCAUUGGUUCCGCCGAGAUGCUCCAGGACAAGACCUUUGACACCAAGGUCUCCCGAAAGGGCGGCAAGGCGCUGUACCCCAGCAACCGCGAGUUCAUCACCAGCUUGGCGGGCUGGACUUUCAAGGAGCUUGGUGUGUUGCGGGUCAACAAGAUCGAGCACCACCUCGUGGGCGACAACGAGACCAACCCUGAAAUCUACCGAGUCAAGAACGAUGUGACCUACAGCAUCUCCAUCUCCGAGUAUGCCUGGCGUAGCUGGAUGCCCUUUGAGCUCCCCCCUGGCGACUCGCUCCAGCUCGAGUUCUCGAUGCUCUCGCCCUUCCACCGCCUGGAUCUCAAGGCCACGCAUGUCGACGAGCACGCCACCGUCUUCAGCACCAACUUUACGCUGCCCGACCAGCACGGCAUCUUCAACUUCAAGGUCAACUACAAGCGACCCUUCCUGACCAACGUUGAGGAGAAGAACACUGUCAGCGUGCGACACAUGGCCCACGACGAGUGGCCGCGCAGCUACGUCAUCUCGGGCGCCUGGCCCUGGCUGACGGGUAUUGGAGCCACUGUCACUGGCUUCCUGGCGUUUAGCGUUAUCUGGAUGUACAGCCAGCCCGUGGCCACCUUGGAAAAGGGCAAGAAGACGCAAUAG